GUCACGGGCGACGUAAAGGUGAGCGUAGCGCACGUAAGCACGAGGGUGCACUGAUCGAGCGAGACUUUUUAUUCAUCUACGAACUCCUUGGAGCGUUAUAUGAAAGUUUAUUAAACAAAAAGAAUUUAGACAGAUUCUUUUUUGCAAUUGCAAAUUAAAAAAAAAAGACUUGCGUUUACUUUUCAUUCAUCGAGAAACAAUUUUUUCAACAUGCGUGCGUACAAGAAGUAUUAAAGCCAACUGUGUUUUUCUGAUCUCUCAGUCAACAACGUUUUGUUUCUUAGAAGAUUUUCACAAAAAAGGAGCAUAAAAGAGAUUGACAACCAAAGCCCCCGAAACGGGGAUGCCUGCAGGUGUUCUUGGAAGACACUGGUCGAGAUUCUUUGAGAAGGGAACCGUUAGACCGGGUACAGGAGUGCGGUCCAUUCUAUCAUCUGCUACGCAUGCAUGGCGCCCACAUCCGCUGCUGACCAAUGCCGCUCAAGCUGAUGAGCGCACGCCGGUGGUCAAGCAUCUCCGGUAUUCAUCCACUUGGGUAGACCGUUGGGGUCAUGUGUCGCAGGGAUCGAGGAACACGUACGACCUGGCUGACAGUGAGGUGAAGCGGGACUUCCAGGAUAUUGAAGGAACAUUGUUUGAUUUCCUUUGCCGUGAGGAUGGCAAGCUCUCUCUUGGACAGUUCCUUACAGACCUCAAGGCAACAGGACUGCGUGUUACGGAUCCUCGCCUGUCUGAGACAAUGCGCAACUUGGGCAACAACCUGUCUGAAUUUGAAGGCGGCCACAACAUUUACCUGGAUAAACAGACAUUCAAAGCAUCGGUGGCAGAAAAUAUUGUUCUCAUCGCCAAAGCCUUUCGCAGGCAAUUUAUAAUCCCUGAGUUUCAGAGAUUUUGUCAGAAUAUUGAUGAGCUGUACUGGCGUGCAAAACCACAUACUACUGGACAGGUAGCCAGUUACAUCCCACAGCUGGCUCGUGUGAAUCCUGACCAAUGGGGACUGGCUGUAUGUACAGUGGAUGGUCAGAGGUACGCCCUGGGUGAUGCCACAACACCGUUUUGCCUGCAGUCAGCUAGCAAGCCCUUGACCUAUGCUCUUGUGCUGAAUGAAGCUGAUCCACAUGUAGUUCACCAGUAUGUAGGGCAGGAACCCAGUGGUCAACGAUUCAAUGUCAUUGGCCUUAACUCUCAGAACAAACCCCACAAUCCGUUGAUCAAUCCUGGAGCCAUAGUGACCAGCUCCCUUCUACGCCCUGAACUAAACUCAGCAGACAGGUUUGACUAUACUCUCAAAAUGUUCAAACGACUUGCUGGAGAGGAGUUUGUUAGUUUCAACAACUCCGUGUUUCUUUCUGAGAGGGAAACUGCAGACAGAAACUUUGCAAUCGCUUAUUAUCUGAAAGAAAAUCAGUGUUUUCCUAAAGGGACCAAUAUGAUGGAAAUUAUGGAUUUCUACUUCCAGAUGUGUUCAGUGGAAGUAACAUGUGAUUGCGCUGUGAUAGCAGCAACGCUGGCAAAUGGUGGUGUGUGUCCAAUCACGGAUGACAAGGUGCUGGAGCCCUUCUGCAUCCGGGACACACUUUCACUUAUGCUUUCAUGUGGAAUGUAUGACUAUUCGGGACAGUUUGCCUUCAAGGUGGGACUGCCAGCCAAAUCAGGAGUGUCUGGUGUGAUCAUGCUUGUGGUACCCAACGUCAUGGGGAUCAUCAUGUGGUCACCUCUUCUAGAUGAAUGUGGAAAUAGUGUGCGUGGACUAAAAUUCUGCAAGGAUCUAGUUGAAACAUUCAACUUCCACAACUUUGACAACAUUCGUUUCACCACUCGCAAAAUGGACCCCUGCAUGCGUAUGGUGGAGACUCAGGCUAACGUUGUGGUUGAUUUACUGUUUUCGGCUUACAAUGGCGAUGUCACAGCCAUCCGAAGGUGUGCCUUAAGUGGGAUGGAUAUGAAUCAAGCAGAUUAUGAUGGUCGGACAGCCCUACAUGUUGCUGCAGCUGAGGGUCACAUUCAAGUGGUGGAAUUUUUGCUCCACAAGUGCAAAUGCUCUCCCUUUUUAGUAGACAGGUGGGGUUUUACAGCCCUGGAUGAUGCAGUGCGUUUCAAAAAAGACAAUGUCGCUGAAACUUUGAAGGCGCACAUGAUGCAAGAACGUCCUAACUUUGCAUUCAGGGAUUGCAGUAAUGACCACAGUGGAGUCAACCAGGAUGAAGCACAAGCUAAAAGCAAAAAUGAAGAAUGGCCUAGGUAGCACAAAUACUCAUGUAAUUUAAAAAAAAAAAA
Pomacea canaliculata is the source of this 2277-nucleotide messenger RNA. Its product is annotated as glutaminase liver isoform, mitochondrial-like. The record is from RefSeq and is a predicted model, not a curated record. Gene Ontology annotation, biological process: L-glutamine catabolic process. Lineage: Eukaryota; Metazoa; Mollusca; Gastropoda; Architaenioglossa; Ampullariidae. Gene Ontology annotation, molecular function: protein binding; glutaminase activity.